Messenger RNA from Caenorhabditis elegans, 417 nucleotides. It is a transcript of the gene F02C9.1, whose product is annotated as Small integral membrane protein 15. Bases 46 to 336 code for a protein of 96 amino acids. Lineage: Eukaryota; Metazoa; Nematoda; Chromadorea; Rhabditida; Rhabditidae. The transcript has 2 exons. The record is from RefSeq and is marked reviewed.
AGAAAUUUUAUUCCUACACGUUUCCCACCAAGGAAACUAGCGAAAAUGAUGGACGAAAAGAGUUUUCUGCUGUAUUAUCUUGUUGGUACUCCUAUAAUAAUCUGGACCGCAACGCUCAUUCUCGCAAUCAUCCGUAUCUGGAACAAAAAUCAUCGAGAUUUGGCGGAGGAGAGGAAGAAGCUGGAGGAGCGGAUGAGACCACCAAAUUCUGGAUUCAAGGAGAGACGAGUGGUCAAGAGAAGACGGCCGAGGGAGACUUCAAAGCCAUCGGAUGAAACUGCUGCUCGUGCUGGAUCUGUUCAGCCCAAGGAAAAUGAGCAGUUGUUGAAGAAAUAAUAAGUUUUGAUGAUAUUCUAAAUUUUGGCUUUUUUUAUCUGUAUAAUUAAACAUAGCCGAUGAAUAAACUAUAAAACAAGG